UAUAAAACUUGAUUAGGACUAAAAGACAUAACAAAGCUCUCUCUCUCUCUCUCUCGCUCUAUUGCAAAUUGUUCACCAAUCUCUCUUUCAUUUGAUAGCUCCUGUCUUUGUCUUUGGUCUUCGUCUCUCUCAUCUUUCAAUUUUGCUUGCCUACUUACUUAAAGUUCAAACCUUUCUGUCUUUUUUUUUUUUCUCCAUCACACUCUCUAAGUGUAGCUUCAGUGGACUGUCUAGAUAGGUUUAGCAGAGUGUUCUUAUUUGCUUGGUAGAGGAUUCCGAAUCUGAAGUUUCAUACAAAAAAAAAAAGGAGUUUCUGUUGAGAUCUUUCUAGAUUCAUCAUCAUGCAUUUCCUCCAUUUUGUGAUUUCUUCGAUUCUCUGAUCCAAAGAAUCUGAAUUUAGAUCUAAGAAAGACACUCUCUCUCUUCCAAGUGUUCGAGGAAAUGAACUUCUUGAAAGUUGGAAACUUUCUCAAGUCAAGGAAGCCAAACCUAGACAAGGAGAAGAAAGAUGAGCAAGAUCAACCAAGGAGUGACAACAACACUGUGACAGAUUCCGCAAAAUCAGACGAGAUCCAAGACGGCGACGACGAAGACGACGAUUUCAUCACCAAUGAGGUUAAGAGAAGGCUAAAGGAGCUGAGGAGAAACAGUUUCAUGGUCUUGAUACCUGAAGAAGACGAAGAAGAAGAAGACAAGGAGUCUUAUCUAGGCGAAGAUGAAGGAGAAGGAGAAGACAAGUGUUCAUCAACUGUGUGGAGAGAUGUGGUCGCUGAAGGACUUCAAUGGUGGGGAGGUUUCGAUGCUGUCUAUGAAAAGUAUUGCGAGCGUAUGCUCUUAUUCGAUCGCUUAAGCUCCAACCAGCUUAAAGAAUCUGGCAUUGCAUCUCCUUCGACUCCAUCUCCAAGAUCUGCAUCCAAGAAGCUGCCAUCUCCUUUUCGAUGUCUUUCUCUGAAAAGGUUUGAUGUUCCCGAGGAUGAAGAUAUGGAGCAGCAUCUGCAGCAGCAGACAGGGAUCGACCCUUUUCAAGAUCUUGAGACGGCCUACGUUGCUCAGCUCUGCCUCACUUGGGAAGCACUUCACUGUCAGUACACGCAGCUUAGCCACUUGAUCUCAUGCCAACCCGAAACCUUGACUUGCUACAACCAUACCGCUCAACAGUUUCAGCAGUUCCUCGUCUUGUUGCAGAGGUACAUAGAGAAUGAACCGUUUGAGCAGGGAUCUAGAUCUGAGCUUUAUGCACGUGCCAGAAACGCAAUGCCUAAGCUACUUCAAGCUCCCAAGAUCCAAGGGACGGAUAAAACGGAGAUGGAGAAAGAUACAGAGUUCAUGGUCCUAGCUGAGGAUCUCAUCAAAAUCAUUGAAAGCACUAUCCUUACAUUCAAUGUUUUCUUGAAGAUGGAUAAGAAGAAACCAAAUGGGGUUAACAACUUGUUUGGUAACCACAAUAUGAAUUCCACAACCCCUUUGCAACUAGUUCAGUCAUCUAUUGAAAAGAAGAGGGCGAAAGCCAAGGAGCUGUCCAAGAAGACAAAAGGGCUUAGAAAGAAGUCUUGGCCUCAGACAUGGGAAGGAGUCCAGCUCUUGUUUGCAGGCAUUGACAUCAAACUAGCAACAAGGGUUUUGAGGAUGGGGAAAAUCAGUAAAGAGCAGCUGCUAUGGUGUGAAGAGAAGAUGAAGAAACUCAACUUUUCUGGUGGGAAGCUUCAAAGACACCCAUCUCCAGUUCUUUUCCCUUCUUGUUGAUAAUAAUAAUAAUAAUGAUGUUAACACCAUUUUGAAGUAAUUGUGUUGUUACAUUAGCUUAAUUAUCUCUGCAUUAAGAUGUUCCACAUCCAAUAACAGUUUGCUUUUUUUUUCCGGUCAUUAGAUUUUAGUAUUAAGGGACCAUUUUUUCUCAUGUGUUGUCGUGUGGAUGUAAAGCACAUAUGAAAGAAUCCAAUGUUUGUCUU
Messenger RNA from Raphanus sativus (radish), 1949 nucleotides. RefSeq lists its product as uncharacterized. The coding region runs from base 442 to 1743 and encodes 433 amino acids. Lineage: Eukaryota; Viridiplantae; Streptophyta; Magnoliopsida; Brassicales; Brassicaceae. The transcript is spliced from 4 exons. The record is from RefSeq and is a predicted model, not a curated record.